AAUCCCACAACGUGCGGAGCGGAGCGGAGCGCACCGCAGGCACGAGUUAGUGGAUUUUAACUUGCCAGGGGCGACUGUUCGCGCUUGUUUUGACACAUGAAUAUGCACCACUCCGCGUCUGACAGAUACUCGUAGUUCAGUAGUAAAGCCUCUUGAUUGACGACUGUCGGGACUUGAAGCGAACGAUGCCGGAGGAGGACCGGGUGACAACAACAACAGGGCGCGCUGCUGCUGCUGUCCCGUUGCCAUUGCGACGUCCUCCACUUCAUGCCGUGUAACCUUUAAGCUCUAACCUCCGUCCGGUCGAGUUGUGUCCCGAGAGCAGAGAGCCGUGGUGAUGGCCGAGGAGGAGCCCCAGCAGGCGGACCGCGGGGCGGGGAGCCUGCCCGGCCUGCUGCCCGGGCUGCCCGGGCUGCAGGGCGCUGAGGCCGGCGCUCUGCAGCUCCGGAUCAGGAACUCCAUCUGCAAAUCUGUUCAGUCAAAGGUGGACAACAUCCUGCAAGAUGUGGAGAAGUUUUCAGACAUUGAAAAGCUCUACCUCUACCUUAAGUUGCCUUCUGGUCCCAGCAGCACAGUUGAUAAAAGUGACCAGAGCUCCCUGUCAUCUAGCCGCACGCAGCAGAUGCACGCCUUCAGCUGGAUCCGCGAUCACUUAGAGGAAUACCCAGAGACCUCGCUUCCAAAGCAGGAGGUCUAUGAUGAGUACAAGAGCUUCUGUGACAAUCUCAACUACCACCCGCUGAGUGCUGCGGACUUUGGGAAGAUGAUGAAAAACGUCUUUCCGAACAUGAAGGCACGCCGACUUGGCAUGAGAGGAAAAUCCAAAUAUUGUUAUAGUGGACUAAGGAAAAGGCCUUACGUUCACAUGCCGGCUUUACCAACUCUGGAUCUCCAUAAAUCAACAGAUGGACACCAGUGUGAUGUACUCGAGUCACCAGGCCAAUUGAGCAGCAUCAGGGAUGAGGUGCGAUUUGCAGCCUGUGAUCUUGUGUGCGAGUGGGCCCAGAAGGUGCUGAAACGCCAGUUUGACGCUGUGGAAGACUUGGCUCGCUUCCUGAUCGAUAGCCAUAACAUCAGCAACAAGUCUUUGGCUGCUCUUACUAUUAUGACCAGCACAGCAACAGAGGUCAAACCUCAGCAAACGGUCUCAGCCUUUGCCCCCACGGCACAGGCUCACCCCUUCCAACCUCAUGUGACGUUGCUGACAUCCCCAUCUGUUGAUGCAAAGCAGCAGCUGCAGAGGAAGAUCCAGAGGAAGCAACAGGAGCAGAAGCUGCAUUCUCCUCUACCAGGUGACGGACAAACCAAGAGGGUAGAAGAUGGUGUGCCAUGUGGUAGCCCUACCCCUCCGUCACCACAGCCAACCAUAGGCAUCGUGGUUGCUGCUGUCCCAAGCCCCAUCACGGUCCAGAGGAGCAGGCAGCUGAUGUCUCCAAGUCCUGUGGGAGCAUUGGAAAGUAAAGUGCUGCCUCUGAACUUCCAAAUGAUGCCCCAGCCCGUUCCAGCAGUGAAACAGAGCCCAAAACCUGGCCCGAAUAUUCUGUCAAGUCCCGCGGGAGAGCGGACACCGCGGCAGCGCUAUGCUCAAAUCCUGCCCAAACCUUCAGCCACAUCUGCCAUCGCUCUGUGUUCGCCCUCCACCAUGAUCAUCGCUAACAGCCCCAUUAAGACUGUAAUGACUACAUGUCAUGUCAGCCCAGUCAGUUUGGUGAAGAUGGCAGCAAUAUCACUGGCACCUCAUAGCUGUGAAAGCAACACAUCCCUUACGAACACUUUGCUGCAGCCAGGCAUCAGCUCUGCAGGGGAUUUUAGCUCCAAUCAAAGCCAGAUGCUGGCCUCGGUGACCACUAACACUCAGAGCAUGGAUGUCGAAAUGGAAGUUGAAGCAAUACAUAACAACAGCCAAAUGCAAACUACCAACAUUCAAGCUUCGAGCCAAGGAGUGACAGGAAAUAGAGUUGGAGGUGCUUUACAGAGGGCUGCAAGUGUGCCAAUUCCUCAGAGUAAAGGCUUUCUGGGUCUGGAUGAAACAUCCGCCACUAAAUGCAGAGGAAAGUCCUCAGCAGGCAUAGAUUCUGCAAUUAAAAAGGGCAGUAAUAAUGUUGAUCAAAGCACUAUGCACUUAAAUGCCUCCAAUCAGAAUGUCAGCACUGUGUCUCCACUUAAUAGUAGAUUGUCCUUGUUUGGAGAAAGCAGCCUGGCAAAGGAAGAUAUCUUUUCAACAAAGAGUUUCAGGAAACGCUCUGGCCUCAGUCCAGAGCUUUCCCCAGUUAAAAGGCUUUUCAUGCCCCAACAGCCAACAGAGGGCAGUGCUGGUCUUGGAUACAACGUUAGUACCAUCUCUAGACCACUUUCUGUGGCUAGGCCUGAAAGUGCACCAGCCGCAAGGGAGAUAGAGAUGAAUAAAAGGUGUGUGGCAUCCAUUCAAGCCCAUUCACAAGGCACUUCCUCUCUCAGAGCCUGCGGCUUUGGCUCUGCUGGCAAUACACAUAACUCAAUACAGAUGAAAAAUACUUCCACUGUUAUGGAAACUGGUAUGUCAGUCAAUCACCCAGUGCUACAGGAGCAGCAGGGGCACACAGUUGCUAAUAUGCAUACCAGUAACCCUGGUUUUCAGAAACAUACAAGUGUGAAUUCCAACUUAACCACAGGGAGCCUGGAUGGGGCUCUGCAGCAGACUUACACUCAGCCUGCUGCUGCUACUGACACCUUACAGUUUUUUAACCAAACAUCCUCCAGUCAGCUCCUGAUGCCUGAGCAUAUGGACUACUUUCCCCUCGAUGAUGAUUUGACUCAGGACAGCAUUGUUGAAGAGCUGGUGCAGAUGGAGGAGCACAUGAAACUUAAACGCCUGCAGGAGUAUGGAAAUUGUGCAACACUGCAAAGCCAACAGGCCGUGAUGCCUGGCAACAUUGCAUCUAAUAAUCAGACCAUGACUUCUUUCUAUUAUGCUGCCAACAACAGUGGCAACCCCAUCCAAACUCCCACACCUACAUCAGAGAUGAUGGGAGGAGCCCAAAGCAUCCCCAGAGAGAGUCCCUGCUCCCACAUCGCUUCUACAACUCCAGGGGAUAGUGCCCUAGGAAGUAGCCGCCACACCCCAGUGGGAACCCCCCACUCCAACUGCAGCAGCACUGUUCCUCCCAGUCCAGUGGAGUGCAGGAACCCAUUUGCAUUCACUCCCAUCAACUCCAGCAUCACGGGUUUCCAUGACAGCAGCCCCGUCUCCUUCAGUCCUGUCAAGCCAAUGCAAAGGCCGACGGCCACACAUCCAGACAAAGCGAGGCUGGAGUGGAUGAAUAACAGUUACAACAGCAGUGGUGGCUGCGCAAACAAGUCAGACAAUGGAAUGGGAAUCAUCUCUGGCUAUCAAGGGCUGAUAGACGACCAUUUUCAGAAGCCUCACGCCUUUGCAAUUCCACACACGCACCACUAUGACCGUCAUUUUGGCCGCUUGACUCCCAUCUCACCUGUGCAGCAGCAGUUUGCCAGCUUGAGUGGCAUGACCAAGCAGGAGGGUUUCGCUGUGCCUGCCCCUCUGGAUAAUAAAACAACCAGUGCAGCUGCCGCAACUUUUCGAUGCCGCAGUGUCAGCCCCGCAGUGCAUCAGAGAACUCUGAGUGGGAACACAGGAAACUGUUCCCUUUCUAAUGUCGCUCGAUCAGUACUGUCACCCUUUAAUUCUCCCGUGACGCCUGAGAUGUUGAACAUCUUUGGAAACAGCAAGACAGAUCUUGGAUCCGCCAGCAUGGCUCAGAGGAGUCGCUCCGUACCACUCAACGUCAUGAUGCAAACUGAAGCCCUGCCCACACGGGGCCAACAAUGUAGCAGCAAAAACAUCACCAGUGUCCUCCUGAGCAAGAUGGACGGGGACCACAGUGACACCGUGCGGGGUUUGGGCAUCAAUAAUAUACCCUCCAACUACACUGCACGGAUGAACCUCACUCAGAUCCUGGAGCCCAAUUCCACUGACAACCAGCUCUGCCUGAUGCACUCCGACUCCAACAGCACGUGCCACUCCCAGAGGCCGAAUUACCUCCUAGAAAAUGCUAUUAAUGAACAAAUGAUCCUCUCAGCCGGUCAAAGCCAAGUACAAUCAGCAUCUGGAGAGCAUCAUCAACAACGAGCUCAGUGUGCAAAGCUAUCUCUGGACUCACAGCAGCGGGAGCUGCAGCAGCAGCAGUUAGAUUUCAGCAACACGCAACACCUCUUAACAGACAGCAGUCGGCUCAUGGAACAGAUGUCUGAGUUAACGACAGGUGGGGCAGAUUUCCCCUGUGAAAUCAGAAUGACAUCGGACCUCUCCAGUAGCAUCAAUGACCUCAGCUCACUGGACACAAGUCUACUGUUUGACCCCAACCAGCAACAAGGCCAGUAUCAAAGUGCUGCUCCAGAGGAGCUGGUGAACAAUUCGUUGUUCCAGCAAAUGAGCGGGGCAUCACAUUCAAGUGGACUCGACUGGUUAGAAAGCAAAGAUCAUCCAACUGUUGACCUGAUGGGAUGAGAACAUCUUUUCUUCAUGUCAUGUUGAACAUGUUAAUCUGAGGCUGCUUUUAAUUUUAUUUAAGUAUUUUUUCUCUGUAUACUGCGACUCUGGACACACUGUUUGCCUAGUUUAAGUGCCAGACUAAACUGAGAUACUUCUGCAACACUACGGUAAGUAAAAUGCAGGUCAUUUCACUUUAUUGAUAAUGCAUCAAUUUAUGUUGUGCGAUUGAGAAAAGUUUGAACAAAAAAAAAAGAAAAAGAAAAAAAAACAACUAAUCCAGCAUAAUAUUUAAUUUUUGUUUGUCAAAUGUUUUAAAAAAAAAAAUGAUACUGCAGAAUACUCAGCAUACAGAAAGAUGGGGGUUAAACAUGAAUGGGUCUUCUGCCAGUCAUGCACAGGAAUGAAAAGAAAAACAAAAAAAUACAUUUCUCUCCAGCUCUCCGUAUAGAUACAUUUUCAAAAGAAUAAAUAAUUGAUUCAAAUUAUAAGAUACAAAUGUGUUAUGUACACAAUAUACACAAGACUGUUGAAUAGAGUUUUGUGGAGGAGCAGGGAGAAGUGUAAGAGGGGCAGAGUUCAGCUUCCUGGCAGGCUGGUGAAUGAAACUGUUUAUCUGUCUGGAGGAGCCAAUGCAGAGGGUCUGGUAUCUUCACCCAGAAAUCAGGAAGGGGAAGAGACUUGUGGAAAGGGUCACCCAGAAUGCUGGUUGCGUCGUGAGUGAGGCGGGUGUUGCAAAUGUCCAGGAGGGAGGGGAGUGGGACACCAGUGAUCUUCCCAGCUGUGUCUACUAUGUGCUGGAGUGUCUGGCAUCUGUAGGUGGUGCAGUCCCCCUGCCACACGGUCAUGCACUGGGUCAGGAUGCUCUCAGGGGGGGCACAGUAAAAGGUGCAUAUAAUAGGUAGGGGAAUAUUUACUCUCUUCAAAUUGUGAAGGAAGUCAAAUUGCCGCUGAGCUUUUGUGACAUGGUGGUGUGUCCAGGAAAGGUCCUCAUUCAUGUGCACCCCCAAUAAUUGAAUGUUGCCCACUCUUGCUCAGAGGGAAGUGACGGGUGUGGCCCAUUUGGAUGUUGAUAAUAAUCUCCUUGGUUAUGUUCGGGAGGAGGUUUUAAUCGCUGCAUGACACCUGACUUCCUUAUUGUUGCAGGUUUAAUCAUUUCUUGUAGAUGAAACCCACCACUAUUGCAUCAUAUAAAAGAUAACCUAAAUUAAUAUAUUAUUGUAGAGAAAUAUGUGUGUCAUAACUUUUAGAGGAAUAAAAACGAAGAUAUAUGAUACUAACUUGAUUUUCUUUAGAAAAUACUAACAAUAACGUAGAUCUGAAUUAACUACACAAAUCUUUUUAGUAUAUUAUAGUCAUCAUCAUACAGGAGAGUUAGGAUUUGAAUACUUUAAAAAAUGUAUUAGAAUGAUUAUUAAUUAUCAGAGUAUGUGAAACAGUAUCUUCUGAAACUUCACAACCACAAAGAAAGGUAAAAGAUAUGUCUGAGCUGUUACUUCCAAAGUUUCUAAUUCUUCAAGCCUUCUAACUAUUGUAUGGAUUAAGUGUCUUAAAUUUGGGGUCUGAAUCAAUCAGUAAAAGUGGGACUCCAAGUCAGCUGAUCUGCACAUCACUCAUGUAGAUGUAAAUAAAAUAACAGGGCCUCUUCAUAUGGAUUAUGUGCUUCAUUUUAACACUGUAGAAGCAGGCUUUAAACAUGCACUACUUAGAAAACAAUUAAGCCAAGAAGGACUAUUUUUGUUCUGUAAUGAUGGCCCAAAAAUAGCUUUAAUUAUGCACUAAUAAUUUAUUUAGUAGCUAUGUCACACUAACCUUUGAGCAGGAUUGUGUUACAUAGAUAGGAACUUGACCAUUUACCCCUACUGGAAUAAGGGAAAACAUUUAUAAUAAAACUUUUUAUUAAACUAAGCACCUUGAAUGGAGAGUUCUUGCACUAACAGGUUAAAAAUAUUGAAUGGAAGGCCAUUAUCCUUUUAUGCAUUACGUGCAAACUCAGUAUCUUUUUAAAAUGAAUUUAAUCCCUACUAUUACACCUUGUUAUAUAGGUACUAUAUUAAUUGUAAAGUACUGACUGUUGUGUUUAUUUACAAAAAUAAACUGUGUGACCUGUGCAGUAAAGGUUUAACUGCCUGUUUCGAGGAGUUACUUAAACAUGAAACCCUCUGCACUGAUGCCGAGCAGCCUGUAAACAAGACUUGUAACCACAGUCUCAAAGAAGCAUCCAAGGGUCUCUGGUUUCUGAGCCUUAUGUCCAUGCCAAAGAUGCAACCGGGAACAACAUGCACUAUGGUGGCAGGUGUAAUGUGACGUCUCGUUCUCCUUCUGUGUGAUGUUUGGACUAAGAGCAAAGAGUCUGAUAGCAGCUAUAACACAUGUUGCACUUAAGUGUGUGAGGAAGAGAUUAUCAAAAGUGAAACUUUGGUGGCAUUUACAACACUAGUGUAACCCAGGGCUAUAGAGACCAAUUCAGACGGACAACGACUGAAUAUAAAAAUACAAUCUUUAUUUAGAAAUCCACUGGAUAAAAACACAUGUACAAAAAAGCCCGUUAUCCCAAUAUAUAUACGGUAUAUGGUAAAGGAUGAUAAAAUAGGCAGGUUGGCACACAAUAACAGCAGCUAUCCCAAAUGCCAAUGUGGUCUUAUGGCUUUAACAUGACCUAAAGCAGUGACCACUCAGGACAACCCUGUAUAAGACAUUGAAACAAAUCAACAGCGUGAGUUGAUGAGCAUCGUAUCCUGCCCCGGCUAACACGCACUACAAAGACUGAAGGCUCACCAAAGUGCUGCAAUACAUGGAGUCGGUGAACCCAGUCUCCCUACAGCGCGAUGUAUUGCACAGCGCGGUGCAUCAGCUCACUACAAAACAACCACAUGCAAAUGACCUUUUACUUAUAAUACAAUAUGAAUAAACCUAAAAAUAGUGCAUUAACCAUAAUACACACGAGAGAGAGAACUUACAUCUCUAUGCAGAUUGCGCAACACCGCAUGACAGACGGCAUUCACAAUGUGAACAGGCACUCUUUGCAGCGUAGAGCCGCUACUCACUGCCUCCUUUCAUUCCCUUGCCACAGCCGAACGUUCCGAGGCACUUUUUACUUGAAAUGCAGCUCUCAACUCUCUUUUGUUAAGAGCAACCUGUCCCCUGCCGCCUUUAUGGAAAAUGUUUGUCCCAGCUGGCUCAACACCACAUAAUUGCACACCUGGGCCAGAGACACGCCCCCCAUCACUCGUCACCCCUCACCUGGCCACACUCACCCCCCUAGAAAACUUAAUCAGGGUCGCUGAUUGCCCGGUUGGCCAGCGGCACCGAAGGAGCCCGUCCCGGCCUGUAUAUGCUCCAGCUGAGAUGCCCUAAUCCCUAGCCUUGUACUCUUCCCACUUUGAUGGUGGAUGGCAGAUCGCGGUAAAUUAAAAGGGAUUAGAAUGUCUUCGUCGAGACCGGCGGAUCUGCAAUGGAGAACUGGUGUCUUUCUCCAGUGUACUCCCUUUUCUGAGUGGAGACUGUCCUGAACCUUCUCCCUGGUCCCUUUGUUGGGACUGCCCUUCCUCCUCUGAGCUCUGCUCACCCUGUUCGUGGUUAAGACCCAUGGGAUCACACCCUGCCUCGCGGCAGUCUUCUAACUCACUCCGAAUGCCCACACAUAUCAAACUAUCAUCUUCACUUUCUUCACUUCCACUCUCUGCGAUUCGCAUAGCCUUGCCGUCGCUUUCUCCCUCGCCCCAUUGAGAACUUCUGUCCAGGUGAGCGGAACCGCUACAGAGGGACGUC
Cololabis saira (Pacific saury) is the source of this 8257-nucleotide messenger RNA. Its product is annotated as DNA-binding protein RFX7-like. Gene Ontology annotation, biological process: regulation of transcription by RNA polymerase II. Bases 338 to 4504 code for a protein of 1388 amino acids. Gene Ontology annotation, molecular function: DNA-binding transcription factor activity, RNA polymerase II-specific; RNA polymerase II cis-regulatory region sequence-specific DNA binding. The record is from RefSeq and is a predicted model, not a curated record. Lineage: Eukaryota; Metazoa; Chordata; Actinopteri; Beloniformes; Belonidae. The transcript is spliced from 9 exons.